Messenger RNA from Salvia miltiorrhiza (redroot sage), 945 nucleotides. RefSeq lists its product as uncharacterized. Lineage: Eukaryota; Viridiplantae; Streptophyta; Magnoliopsida; Lamiales; Lamiaceae. Bases 1 to 945 code for a protein of 314 amino acids. The transcript has a single exon. The record is from RefSeq and is a predicted model, not a curated record.
AUGAGUCCAUCAAGAAUCAUGCGAAAAUCCAUCUUCACAUUCCUUCAAAACUUCCAGCAGCUCUCCUCCGCCCCCUCCCUCCUCCUCCUCCCCUUCGCCGCCUCCAUCCUCCUCUCCCCGCCCCUCGUGGCCUCGUCCCGCCUCUUCCCUUUAAUCCACGGCCGCCUCCGCUCAGUGUUCCUGGCCGCCGGCAUCCCGCCCCAAUCGGAACUCUUCGCCAUACUCAACCUCAAGCUCGCCCAAACCAUCCUCUCCUUCGCCUUCUCUCUCCCCUUCUCCCUCUCCUUCCUCCUCCUCGCCAAGGCCGCCGUGAUCAGACUCCUCCACCGCCACAAACCCAACUCGUUCCUCUCACUCAUCUCCACCCUCAACCGCCUCGUGGCCACCCACAUAUGCAACUCGCUGCUCAUCCUCUCCGCCAACGCCACCUGCUUCUGCCUCCUCGCCGCCGCCUUCAACUGCGCCGACGUGCUGAGCCUCUCCUCGCCGAGAUUUCGGCUGCUCCUGUCGGCCACGGGCGCCAUAGCCUAUUCCAUCGUCCUCGCCAACGCCUACAUCGUCUGCGGCAUCGCUCUGAUCGCCUCGGCCGUGGACGCGGACGGCGGCGGAGGGCUCAGCUCGAUUCUGGAGGCGUGCGCGCUGAUCCGCGGGCGGACCUCCGCCGCAUUGUCUCUGGCGGUGCCCAUGAACAUGGCUCUCGCCGCCGUCGAAGCCCUGUUUCAGUACCGUAUCUUCAAUGCUUACAGCCGCGAAACGGCGGUCACUCCGCCUAUGGUUUUGGAGGCGGCGAUCAUCGCGUAUAUCUACGCCAUGGUUCUAAUUCUUGACACCAUUGUUGGUUAUGUGUUGUUGAAAAGUCUCAGAGAAGAGCAGACUCAUUUCAACCCUCAACGGAUUGACUUCUUCAGACAAGUGAAGGAGUUAGAAUCGGUGGUUUCAAUUUGA